GUAGCAAACUCACUCCAGAGCAAAUAUCGGCUCUUGAAAACAAACUGGAGGAAUUGAAGAGCAAAGUGAACAUGCUUAACCAGAGGGCAGAAGAGUCAAGGAAAGAUCUAGAGAAGGUUUUGACCAGUGCUAUCAAGCAGGAGACUGAGACGGUAGCAGCUGUUGAACAACUUGAAGAGAGCAAAACUAAGAUCGAUGGUCUUCUAGACUGGAUCUCUAACGUUGGGAAAGAGAAAGAAAUGGGUGGAAUACAAAAGGACCAGAUGGUUAAACAGAAUGGAAACAUGCCUGAGAACACAUCAGUGAAGAGAAUAAUUGGAGAGGAAGAUGAUCCUAAUGGAAAUGCAUUAGAUACUACAGACAACACAAGUCUGCGUACUGGCGAAAAACAAGACGGUAUAAACCUGGACCUGGACCAGCAGUUUAACAGGGUUCAA
Messenger RNA from Sinocyclocheilus rhinocerous, 437 nucleotides. RefSeq names its product dystonin-like. The annotation marks the transcript as partial. The record is from RefSeq and is a predicted model, not a curated record. NCBI's taxonomy places the organism in Eukaryota, Metazoa, Chordata, Actinopteri, Cypriniformes, Cyprinidae. The transcript is spliced from 2 exons.